AUGAAAAACAACGUCGACAGCGGCUCUGCUGUAAUUCGUCAAGUCUCGGCUGAAAUUACCACGAUUUCAAUCCCUUUUGUUCAGUUUGGUGUACUCAAAACUGGUGGACGCACCACAAUCGUUCGACUCAGAUCUGGGGCUCUGGUGGUUAUAUCUCCUGUAUCAUUGACCGAGUUUUGUCACAAAGUGAUUGCAUCGCUCGGCGGCAACGUAACGUAUAUUGUUGCCCCCAACCUAGAGCAUUACCUUCACAUCGGGUCUUGGAAGGCUGGGUUCCCUGAUUCUCGUCUGAUCGUUCCGCAAGGUCUCCCUGAGAAGUGGCGUACAAAGCCAACUUUAGGGGAACUGCACUUCGAUGUUGUCGUAGCUGGCUCUGAAAGUAUUUCCGCAGAAUUCGAUCAAGAGUUUUCUAUCGAAUAUAUCGGGGCUAUGGCUUCUCAUGAGAUUGUUUUACUACACAAGCCAACGUCAACUCUAAUAGAAGCAGACCUACUCUUCAAUAUACCAGCUACGGAACAGUUCUCCAAGACAAGUAUUUCGGCUAUGUCUGGCUUUUUGAACAGUUUGAUUGCUACUCGGGUAUUCUCAACGGGACUUUCUUCGAUAUGGCAGAAAAGAUUGGGAUGGCACGUACUGGGUGCAAGUGACCGAUCCGGGUUCGGGGACUCGGUACGGCAUAUCUACGAGUGGGAUUUUGACCGAUGUAUUCCUUGCCACGGUGAUGUGAUAGAAACCGGUGCAAAAGAAGUCUUCGAAGAAAUAUUUGACUGGUAUCUCUUUGGGAAGAAUUGA
This is a messenger RNA of Fusarium graminearum PH-1, 792 nucleotides long. RefSeq lists its product as uncharacterized. The transcript has 2 exons. Lineage: Eukaryota; Fungi; Ascomycota; Sordariomycetes; Hypocreales; Nectriaceae. The coding region runs from base 1 to 792 and encodes 263 amino acids. The record is from RefSeq and is a predicted model, not a curated record.